Messenger RNA from Otolemur garnettii (small-eared galago), 1173 nucleotides. RefSeq names its product C-C motif chemokine receptor 8 (gene CCR8). NCBI's taxonomy places the organism in Eukaryota, Metazoa, Chordata, Mammalia, Primates, Galagidae. The transcript has a single exon. Gene Ontology annotation, molecular function: C-C chemokine receptor activity. Gene Ontology annotation, cellular component: membrane. The coding region runs from base 20 to 1087 and encodes 355 amino acids. Gene Ontology annotation, biological process: G protein-coupled receptor signaling pathway; immune response; chemotaxis. The record is from RefSeq and is a predicted model, not a curated record.
ACCAGGUCCCCCUGCCUUGAUGGAUUAUACACUUGAACCCAAUGUGACAACAGUGACUGAUUACUACUAUCCUGAUCUCUUCUCAAGCCCCUGUGAUGGGGAGAUUUUCCAGAGGGACGGCAAGCUGCUUCUUGCCGUCUUUUUUUGCCUCCUGUUUGUAUUCGGUCUUCUGGGAAACCUCCUGGUCAUCCUGGUCCUUGUGGCCUGCAAGAAGCUGAGGAGCAUCACAGAUGUGUACCUCUUGAACCUGGCCCUGUCCGACCUGCUUUUUGUUUUCUCCUUCCCCUUUCAGACCCACUAUCAGCUGGACCAGUGGGUGUUUGGGACUGGAAUGUGCAAGGUGGUCUCUGGCUUAUAUUACAUUGGCUUCUUCAGCAGCAUGUUCUUCAUCACCCUUAUGAGUGUGGACAGGUAUCUGGCUGUUGUCCAUGCCGUGUAUGCCGUAAAGGUGAGGACAGCCAGAAUGGGCACAGCCCUGAGCCUGGCAGUAUGGCUGCUGGCCAUUCUGGCCAGCAGCCCAAUGCUAAAAUUUUACCAAGUGGACUCUGAAGAUGGUAUUCUACAGUGUUAUUUAUCUUACAAUCAACAGACUUUGCAGUGGAAGAUCUUCACCCACUUUGAAAUGAACAUCUUAGGCCUGUUGCUACCAUUCAGUAUUCUUUUGUUCUGCUAUAUUAGCAUCCUGCACCAGCUGAAGCGGUGCCAAAACCAGAACAAGACCAAGGCCAUCAGGUUGGUGCUCAUUGUGGUCAUUGCAUCUUUACUCUUCUGGGUCCCAUUCAACCUGGUCCUCUUCCUCACUUCCCUGCACAACAUGCACAUCUUGGACGGGUGUGUCAUGAGCCAGCGGCUGAUUUAUGCCACCCACGUCACAGAAACCAUCUCCUUCACUCACUGCUGUGUGAACCCUAUUAUCUAUGCUUUCAUGGGUGAGAAGUUCAAGAAACACCUCUCAGAAAUAUUUCAGAAAAGUUGCAGCCACGUCUUCUUCUACAUAGGAAGACAAAUUCCCAGGGAGGGCUGGGAAAGGUCAUCCUCCGUCCAUCAGUACUCCUCCCGUUCCUCCAGCACAGACUACAUUUUGUGAGGAUGGGUGAAGAGGAAAUAAAAAACACUUUCUUGAGCAGCAUGCUGGUAGCAGUGAACAGAGGUGUGGAUGUGGGAGGUUUUCAA